Molecule: messenger RNA, 1323 nt
Organism: Sphenostylis stenocarpa
Lineage: Eukaryota; Viridiplantae; Streptophyta; Magnoliopsida; Fabales; Fabaceae
Source: the annotation of a GenBank genome assembly
AUGGGUCUUGUCUCUUCAAUUCACUCCAUCAAUUCACUGUUCUUCUUUCUCCCAUCUCACUUACGCUCGAACCAAACUUCCCCGCUUUUUGUUGAGAAGAGAUCUUCUCCUGCUCCAGCCCCGGCUAGGCCUGCGAUUCCUCGUUUUGCUUAUUUGAUUUCCGGUUCCAAAGGUGAUUUGGAAAAGCUUUGGAGAACUCUCCAUGCUCUUUAUCAUCCACUAAACCAUUAUGUUGUUCAUAUGGACCUUGAAUCACCGGUAGAGGAAAGGAUGGAGAUUGCACACAGAAUUGAAAGACAACAUGUCUUCGCUGAGGUUGGAAACGUUUAUGUUAUCACAAAGGCCAACAUGGUCACUUACCGAGGACCAACCAUGGUUUCUAAUACUCUUCAUGCUUGUGCCAUUCUGCUCAAGAGAAGUAAAGAUUGGGAUUGGUUCAUUAAUCUCAGUGCUUCAGACUACCCUCUUGUGACUCAGGACGAUCUACUACAUACUUUUAAAGAUUUAGAUAGAGGCCUCAACUUCAUUGAGCAUACAAGUCGGUUAGGAUGGAAAUUUGAUAAACGAGCAAUGCCUUUAAUUGUGGACCCUGGGCUUUACAUGUCAACCAAAUCUGAUGUUUUUUGGGUCGAACCUCAGAGACCUCUGCCAACAGCAUUUAAACUAUUCACUGGUUCAGCAUGGAUGGUUUUGUCCCAUGACUUUGUUGAAUAUAUUAUAUGGGGAUGGGACAAUCUGCCAAGAACUCUUCUCAUGUACUACACCAAUUUUCUGUCGUCCCCUGAAGGCUACUUUCAGACUGUUGCAUGCAAUGUGCCAGAGUUGGCUAAAACCCUUGUCAAUACUGACUUGCAUUAUAUUUCCUGGGACAACCCUCCUAAACAGCACCCUCAUAUCCUUAACAUGAAUGACACAGACAAAAUGAUUGAAAGUGGUGCUGCCUUUGCUAGAAAAUUUAGUCAAGAUGAUCCAUCCUUAGAUAUGAUUGAUAAAAAAAUUCUUCAUAGGAGAAAUGGACUAUUCCCGCUUGGCGGUUGGUGCACUGGUAAACCCAAAUGUUCUGAGAUUGGGAACAUUUAUAAACUCAAACCAGGUCCAGCGUCUCAAAGGCUUCAUCGCCUUGUUGCCGAGCUAACUUUGAAGGCUAAAUCUGACUUGUUUCAACAAUUUGGAAAAGAUUUGUUGGGGAAGAAACGCAGGUAUGAUAUGAGCCUUCUUACUAUGAUACAACAAACCACGUAUUUUAGCUCGGACGCAUUUGUUCCAAUGCAUGAUGUUGUUUUCUGGAAUUACAUUCAUGAGAAUGUUAUGAUUAGGAUUUAG